AUGAUUGACGACCUCAUCACUGCCUUUGACAUGUCCAUUUGGAUAGGCCUGAACUGUGGUUCGUCCUUUGAACGUGCCGUCUGCCUGCGUGUGCGGCAGUUGCUGCUUGGUGAUCGAAUGGCGUUGCGCACGGCGUCCAUUGCCAAGCAGCACAGGACCGCUGACGAGGAUGAUCGCGAGGACUAUGAACAGCUUAUAAAGGUCUUUGCGCAGGCGGCAGUCAGGCCUUGGAUGUAUUGCUUGGCUAUUGAGAAGACGAAUGCACCCAGCGCUCGCUACACCGCCGCCUUUGAAAGACUCGGCAACGACCCGGAGUGUCUGUUGGGUUUCCAUACGUUCUACGACAUUCUGAUGGACGACCACCAAGAUUUCGCAGCCGACGUCAUGGCACAGGUGCGUGUGACCAUGGAUGAUAGCAGGCGCAUCAACUCGAUUUCCACAGACACUCAAGAUGGCGACAAUCAGUCUGUCCAUAACCUGCCCACGUCCGUCGACCAUGUCAUUUAUAGCGAUCCUCUCGUGCCUGCUGAAGGCAACGUGAGACCUCAAUUCUUCAGGAUUUGA
Messenger RNA from Colletotrichum orchidophilum, 564 nucleotides. RefSeq lists its product as uncharacterized. NCBI's taxonomy places the organism in Eukaryota, Fungi, Ascomycota, Sordariomycetes, Glomerellales, Glomerellaceae. The record is from RefSeq and is a predicted model, not a curated record. The transcript has 2 exons. Bases 1 to 564 code for a protein of 187 amino acids.